Messenger RNA from Siniperca chuatsi (mandarin fish), 3893 nucleotides. It is a transcript of the gene mylk4b, whose product is annotated as myosin light chain kinase family, member 4b. The transcript has 13 exons. Lineage: Eukaryota; Metazoa; Chordata; Actinopteri; Centrarchiformes; Sinipercidae. Gene Ontology annotation, biological process: protein phosphorylation; intracellular signal transduction; positive regulation of apoptotic process. Gene Ontology annotation, molecular function: protein serine/threonine kinase activity; ATP binding. The record is from RefSeq and is a predicted model, not a curated record. Gene Ontology annotation, cellular component: cytoplasm; nucleus. The coding region runs from base 242 to 2446 and encodes 734 amino acids.
CACAGGGGGCUGCACUUUAAUUUGGAGGACAGCCAUUUGCUAUUCUUAAACCUCAACUCUGUGGUGCAGUGUUGAGGGAGAGAUCUUAGUUCUCCCUCCACAUCUAUUAUUAUGCUUGUAGCUUUGUCUUGGUAAUAUGUUUUUUGUUGUCGUUUCCAUUGAACCUACAUGAAAGUGAAUGGACUUAAUUAGUGAGUGAAAAGUUUUUGCCAUUUGUGAGGAGGUCUGCUGAAAAUCAGUCAUGAGCUCCAGCCUCGUCAACUCUUUAGCCAAAGUCUAUGAUCCAAACCCUCUUCAUGGUCAGAAGCCUGGUGGAAGGAAACUCUCUCUUAAUGGAUCAGACAAGUCCCAAGCUUCUUCAUCUUCAUCAUCAUCUUCCUCCCCUCAUGAUGCCGCCCUACGCUGCGUGGAGAGCCGAAUGGACUCCCUGAGCUCUCAGAUGGAGCGCUUGCUCAACAUGCAGCAGACUGUCUUGACCCAGCUAGAUGGCUUGUCUCAGGAUGUCAGGGGUAUGGGUCAGGAUCUGGCAUCUAUGCGUGAAGAGGGCCAUGGGGGGAGACGUGGGUCAGGCGUUGCGGUGUGCAGGGAGCUGCGUGGAGCCGUGGAGAGAACCAGCGAGCGGAUGGAGAGUCAGGGACGCAGGCUGGAAGGGGUGGAGAAGCUGGUGGAGGGCACCCAUCAGGUGAUCAGCUUCAUUGGGGAGGUGGUGAAGAGCUCCAGGCUGGUGGAGCUGCUGUUUAAACAGUCUGGAAUCAAGGCUAACAAGAAGGCAAAGGAUGACAAGGAUAAAGCCAAACUGAGCCUAAAGGGCUUGAAGGCCCAGAAGAAGAGGAAACCUCAGGACACAGCAGACACAUCCUCGCUGAAUGAGCCCGUGCUGCAGGAACAGGUGGAAAAGCUCAACAGGCAGAAUACUGAGCAUUCCCAUGGAAAAUUAGAGGCUGACAAUCAGAGGGGGCAGAACAGGGGAAGUGGAGGAAGAAGACAGGAGCCAGCAGAGCUGAUCCUGGACGGACCACACACCUCUGCCGCCCAGUCAAAGGAGAGGAAGAAGGCAACUACAGAGAAAGAGGAGGAGGAGGAGGAUGAUGAGGAGGAGGAGGGAGAUGUCUUUGAGGACUCAGAGUCAGAGGAAGGGGAGGAAAAGGCAGAAGAUGUUAGUCCAGAACAGGCUGGAAACGUGGAGGAUGAUGGGAGGAAAAAGCCAAAUGGAGAGGCAGAAGAGGCGUCAAAUUCAGAUAUCUGCAAGACCUCUCUCCUGCCACAGGAAAGCUCUGAGGAGGUCGGCGAUGCGGCCACUUGCAGCAAACGCCGUGUCACAGAAGAAGAACUGGAGAAGGACGACCUUAAAAAAAGCAGAGUGGAAGACAGUAAAGUGGAAAAUGCUGAUGGGCAGGUGGUGGAGGGGGGCAAGCCACAGGCCUCUAAAUCUGACAAAGUAAAGACAGAGGUGGAAGAGGAAGGGAGGGAGGGAGAGUCGACAGUGAAGGAAUUUAUUAUUGACUCAAGCCCUCCACCGUUAGCACCUUUUGAUCACCGCAUUGUGACUCCCAAACCCCAUCAGAUAGCCACCUAUUACACUAUCAACAGAGACGAGGUCCUGGGAGGGGGACGUUUUGGACAAGUCCACAAGUGCAUGGAGAACUCGUCUGGUUUGAUGUUGGCUGCCAAGAUCAUCAAAGCCAGGAGCCAGAAAGAGAAGGAGGUGGUGAGGAAUGAGAUCCAGGUGAUGAACCAACUGAACCAUGCCAACCUCAUCCAGCUGUACGCCGCAUUUGAGUCGCGCCAUGACAUCAUCCUGGUCAUGGAAUUUGUGGAGGGAGGGGAGCUGUUUGACCGCAUCAUUGAUGAGAACUACAACCUGACAGAGCUGGACACUGUGCUGUUUAUACGGCAGAUCUGUGAAGGGCUGCAGUACAUGCAUAAGAUGUACAUCCUACAUCUUGACCUCAAGCCAGAGAACAUUCUUUGUGUCAGCAGAGCUACUAACAAGAUUAAAAUCAUUGACUUUGGCCUGGCUAGGAGGUAUAAGCCCAGGGAGAAGCUGAGGGUCAACUUUGGAACACCUGAAUUUUUAGCUCCUGAAGUCAUCAACUAUGAGUUUGUUUCAUUCCCCACAGACAUGUGGAGCCUCGGCGUCAUCACUUACAUGCUACUCAGUGGCUUGUCUCCUUUUCUGGGGGAUGACGACAAUGAGACACUGAACAACAUCCUGGCCUGUCAGUGGAACUUUGAGGAGGAGGAGUUCACAGACAUCUCUGACGAGGCCAAAGACUUCAUCACCCGUCUGCUGGUGAAGAGCAAGAGCUGGAGGAUGAGCGCAGCAGAGUCCCUCAGACACCCCUGGCUGUCAGACCAGAGUCUGCACUAUCGACUAAAUCUGAAGAAAAACAAGUGCCACUCCACACAUGCUCCUCCUCCAGAGAGCCAGACAGAAACACCGUGAGGCCCUCAGCAUGCCUUUCGACAAUGUAGGGCCCCAGAGCCCAACACUGGACCAAUGCUGCUGUACCUGUAUGGCUACUGGAUAACUACUCGCAUCUUUGUGUUAGCUUAGCACCGCAGCUUGUAGUUCUGACCUGACUAGUGUUAGGCCCACAGGAAAAAAACGGACUUUUUUUAAUGCUGCCUUCAAAGCCCAAACCAUCUGCUAGCAUGGUUACCCGUCCUGUAGAGCACAUAACUUCAUACUGAAGCAGAGAGGACUCUAUCUCUAUGGUGGUGUGUAGUUACUGUAGCUGCCAAGGUAAAAGAACCACCUGUAUCUCAAUGGUGAAUCCAAAAUAGACUAAAAGCCUGAAUUACUUGUCACUUCUACAACUUCCAUGUUUAUCACUGAAAAGGUAAAGAAAAACUAAAAAUCAGCCAUUUAGCAUCAAACAGACACUGUUAUUCUCUCUCUGACAGUGAUCGGUUUGUCAUGUUGUCCUGGUUAGUUGCAUGCUUUGCACUUUUGGGCCUAUUUCUUCAAGAUUUAGCAAACAACUUUAAACAAAAUAUAGACUGAAUUCUAUUAUUUAAAUAAUAUAUUUUUGUGAAUACAUAUUUUUUCUUUCUUUUAAUUUACAAGUCUUAUAAAAAUGUUUUUCUUUCUUGAACAUAAGGUAAAAUACAUGUAGAACUUAGCUGAAGUUGAAGUCACACCACAUUAAUUUAUUUUGUAUAUAACACAAAACUGCAUACUCUCAUUCCCCUGAAAAGUGAGGGAAUAUCUCAAUGACUGAAUGCUUCCUGCUUCGUGCCAUAUUCAGCCCACAUUUCUGGUACAUUUUCACUGUAGACUGGAUUGCUUUCUGGAUGCGUUCAUGCCACUAGCUCACCUUUGCUUCGGCAGUUUGGAGUAGCCCUCUCACCUUCCAUGAAGGCAUAAGGACUAACAGAAUACUACCUAUGAAUGAUUCAUGUUUAUGACUGAAGUGGAUUCUUAUGUUCAUUUAUUUACUGGUUCAACACCAGACUGUACUUGACGUGCAAAGCUUUUAUUCAAGAUGGGAUUUUUUUUUUCAGGGGAGACAAACAGGAUUUCACUUAGUUAUGCACAUACUGUACUGUAUGUGUAAAUGCACAGUUCAGUUUGAUGGAGAGCCAACAGCAGAGCACAGAAGACAUCAGUCAGUGCUUUAGUGGCCCAUUCUUUCUAAGAGAUGGAAAGGUGGAUGAAUAUUCGUCACUCGGUUGUUGCCUGUUCCAUUUGGAAAUGGAAAAGCUUUGUGAUUUUGAAUACGUGUUUAUUUGAAUUUAUGAUACAUUUUUCAAGUUUUCUUCUAUAACGAUGAGACAUAAAUAAAUGUAGAAUAUAAAUAAGCAAAUAAAUAAGGCACACUAGAAAACAUUUGCAGUGUUUCUUACAAUGUAUUUUUUGAAAAUAAAAACACAGGACUUGAAUAUUAAAA